CGUGAAUUGGCUUUUGGCUUCCAAUAGGACAAGAAGGCCGUACAUAACGUACCUGCAUACAGCAGUACAAUACGUGGAUGUGGUUUUGCGAUAUACGGACCCCUUUUUAUCUCGUAUUAUUAAUUGUAUUAUCUUGAGUACAUGAUUAUUUAUUUGUAAAUAAAUUGAAGUCACGUAUUUUAGUGUCUAAUUACUAAGCUACCAAGAAUAAACAAUGGCGUGGUCGGGCUACCAGAAGUUUCUGGCACUGAUGAUGGUGGUGACAGGAUCCAUCAACACCCUCAGCACUAAAUGGGCUGACAAGCUUUCAGCAAAAGGGUCAGAUGGUGUUGUGAGAGACUUUGAACAUCCAUUUCUACAGGCAUCUGCUAUGUUCCUGGGAGAAAUGCUGUGCCUCCUGACUUUCAAGAUACUGGUGUUCAAGUCACGGAACACUGAGGGUCAUGCCCUCACUAAUGGCAACCAGAACUUUAAUCCUUUCAUACUGAUGCCCGCUGCCAUGUUUGAUCUGAUUGGAACAUCAAUCAUGUACAUAGGUCUAACGCUGACGUAUGCGAGCAGCUUCCAAAUGUUCCGAGGGUCCAUCAUAGUGUUCGUAGCAGUGCUAUCAAUGACUUUCCUCGACAGACGCAUCAUCAGACGAGAAUGGUUUGGAAUUGCGUGCGUGAUCCUGGGGCUGGUGAUCGUGGGCGUGACGGACGCGGUGUACCAGGCGCCAGGCGAGUCCAAGGGCCGCAACAGCCUCAUCACCGGCGACCUGCUCAUCAUCGUCGCCCAGGUCAUCUCCUCCUGCCAGAUGGUCUACGAGGAGAAAUACGUCGCCGGUCUGAACAUCCCCCCGCUGCAGGCGGUGGGGUGGGAGGGGGUGUUUGGGUUCUCGGUGCUGUCUGCGCUGCUGGUGGUGUUCUACUGGACGCCCGCGCCGCCGCACUUCGGACACAACGCGCGCGGCACCGUCGAAGACGCUAUUGACGGGCUCGUGCAAAUCGGCAACAACCCACUACUACUGAUGGCCGUGCUGGGAACCAUCGUGUCCAUUGCAUUCUUCAACUUCGCCGGCAUCAGCGUUACCAAGGAGAUGUCUGCCACCACGCGCAUGGUUCUGGACUCCAUCAGGACAUUCGUAAUCUGGAUGGUAUCUCUCGGCGUGAGAUGGCAGGCGUUCCACUGGCAGCACCUAGUGGGGUUCGCAGUGCUGAUCUUCGGCAUGUGCGAGUACAACGGACUGGUGCCGCGUUGUGCGCGUGCGCCGCCCAAACCGGACGAUGAGGCGGAGCAGUCCGUCGUCAACGUCGACGCUGAUACUGUCAACGAGCCUUAGGUUCUACCACCACUUUAAGCGAACUUACACGGCCAUAGAAUAAGGAAUAUUACUACGUAUAGAACGGGAACUCUCCGCUCCCCACCAGCGGCUGAGCUAGGUUACCUUACCCCCUCGGUCUUACUUUAGUCUUCAAUCAUAAGGGCUUCAUACCUCACGCACAGAUGCGCGUGUACGAUGACGCCAACGUGUAGUGUCUGUAUAAAACGAGGUUUUUU
Pectinophora gossypiella (pink bollworm) is the source of this 1539-nucleotide messenger RNA. RefSeq names its product solute carrier family 35 member F6 (gene Tango9). The transcript has 8 exons. Gene Ontology annotation, molecular function: pyrimidine nucleotide-sugar transmembrane transporter activity. Gene Ontology annotation, biological process: pyrimidine nucleotide-sugar transmembrane transport. Gene Ontology annotation, cellular component: Golgi membrane; intracellular membrane-bounded organelle. Bases 215 to 1321 code for a protein of 368 amino acids. NCBI's taxonomy places the organism in Eukaryota, Metazoa, Arthropoda, Insecta, Lepidoptera, Gelechiidae. The record is from RefSeq and is a predicted model, not a curated record.